This is a messenger RNA of Dracunculus medinensis (Guinea worm), 2247 nucleotides long. The record is from the annotation of a GenBank genome assembly. NCBI's taxonomy places the organism in Eukaryota, Metazoa, Nematoda, Chromadorea, Rhabditida, Dracunculidae.
AUGAAACCGAGCUAUGAAGCAAUUGUUCCUGAUACAAUAACUUCAUGGGUGGCGAGUGCCUUUGCUAUCAGUGAUCAAUCAGGCCUUGGAGUGGCGCCUUCAACAUCGAAGUUGACUGUUUUUCGACCGUUUUUUAUUCGUUUAAAUCUGCCGUACUCGGUGAAACGUGGCGAAAAAUUUGCUUUGCAGAUUUUGGUUUUCAAUUAUAUGGAUGCUGAGCAGGAUGUAAUUGAUUUUAAUUGUAUGAAAUAUUUCAGCAAAGAUACAAAAGAUAAGAAUUACAAUAUGCGGAUGAUAUCUGUGCCAAGUGGAGGAAUUUCAAAAGCAGUAUAUUUUCCAAUUGUUCCUACUCGAAUAGGCGAAAUCUUUUUGUCUAUUGUCGCUCAGUCAGCAAAAGCUGGUGAUGCAGUUGAGCAGAUUCUUAAAGUUGAGCCUGAAGGCUAUCGAGUUGAUCGAAAUGUUCCAAUAAUAAUUGAUUUUUCAAAAAAAAGCAUAAACUCUAGUGCUGAAUUCGAGAAGACCAUUGAUUUACAAUUCCCGAAGGAUGCCGUUGAAGGAUCAAGGAGAGCUCGUCUUGAUAUCAUUGGAGAUAUAAUGGGACCAGUUUUAUCCAAUAUAGAUUCGUUGGUUAAAAUGCCUUUUGGUUGUGGAGAGCAAAAUAUGAUUAAUUUUGUGCCGAACAUCGUAGUACUUCGUUACUUAAGAGCGAUUCAGUCAAAUGUUCAAAUUGAGGCUAAAGCUGUAAAAUUCAUGGAAACCGGUUAUCAAAGAGAACUAACCUACAGGCGAGAUGAUCAUUCGUUCUCUGCUUUUGGUCAAAACGAUAAGCACGGAUCAACCUGGUUGACUGCUUUCGUUAUUCGAUCUUUCAAGCAAGCUCAACCAUUCAUUUUUGUGGAUGACCAUAUUUUACAGAAAUCCAUAGCAUUCUUGAACGCUCAACAACAACAAGAGAAUGGUGCCUUUGCCGAACGCGGAGAAGUUCACCACAAAAGUUUGCAGGGUGGUGCAGCUGAAGGAGGAAUACCUCUUACUGCUUAUGUUCUAAUAUCUCUUCUCGAAAAUGGAGUGAAAAAUGCAAAAGCUUUAUAUUAUCUCGAGCAACAUCUUGAAGAGAUCAAAGAUGAUCCAUAUGCGCUAGCAAUAGUGUCCUAUGCACUUCAUUUAACUGAUAGCACUAAGAAAGCUGUGUCGCUGAAAAUGCUGGAAGCACAUAAAAUUAACGACACAGAUGGUUCUGUUCAUUGGAGUGCUAAAAUAAGUACUUCUAAUAAAAAGAAGGAUACUCAACAGUAUUUCUAUUUGCCAAAUCCAGUCGAUGUCGAAAUGACGGCUUAUGCCUUGCUUACUUAUAUGCUUACUAAUGAUAUUGAUAAUAGUGUACCAAUUGUCAAGUGGUUGACUUCACAACGAAAUUCUUUUGGUGGAUUUAGUAGUACCCAAGAUACAGUUAUGGCGUUGCAAGCGCUUGGAACCUACGCAGAACGAGCUUAUUCACCAGUUUUAAAUUUUUCAGUCAUAUUAAAUAACGGUGCCGAUAAGCAUCAAUUUGAAGUGAAGCCAGAAAAUGCAAUUGUCUUACAAUCAUAUGAUCUAGUUAACCUGGACGAUGAGGUAAAAUUGCAUGCGAAUGGGAAUGGCAUUAUUUUUGCUCAAAUCCAGUAUUCAUAUUAUCGUGUCGCUCUUAAGGAUGAUCUACCUUUUUACUGUACGAAAGAUAUUCGAGAACUUUACGGAGGAUAUAGGCUUCAACUCGAUUUGUGUUGCAACUAUACUCGACUUGGUUCGCGAUCAAAUAUGGCCGUUGCAGAAAUUACUGCAUUAACGGGAUAUCGCUUUGAUGCUGAUGAGGCGAGUCGUUUAACAGAUAUUGCCAAUCUUCAGCGCUCUGAACUCGAUAACGACGAUACAAAAAUGAAUCUUUAUUUUAAUCCGCUUGGAUCAACUCCUGUGUGCUUAUCACUUUACAGCGAUAUGGUAUAUCAGGUGGCCGAUCUUAAGCCCGCUCAAAUGGCUCUUUUCGAUUAUUAUGAUCCGGAACAACAGGUCAAGAUUACAUAUAAUGCAAAGCAAAUGCGUUCAUUGCAAGAAUCUUGUCCCGAUUGUUGGCCAUCUGUGGAAACUGAAAGGAUAACAGAUAUUGUAUCACUCCAAUCAUUAAGUGGCGCCAAUUCUAGUCGUUCAGGUCUGAUAUUAUUUGCUCUAAUUGCUAUUAUUUUAAGAAUGCCUAUUAUCGUUCACUUAUAG